GGGGGUUUCGGUCAGCUGACACCGGGUGUGGUCAUGUGACUCCUCGAAACAGUAAAGGUGCACGGCCGAGUCGUCGAGACGUUCACACUUCAACAAUGGGGCAGACCCAGGCAUCCUCCAGGUUGUUGUUCAUACUCUCCAUCGUCGUCGGUACAGGGCUCGCCGUCCCGCUGGCAGACAAAGAAGCCUGGAGCUAUGUGGAGGUGAGAGACGGGGCCCACAUGUUCUGGUGGCUUUACUAUGCCGACAGCCCGUCUGCUGGAUACACGGACCUGCCUCUGGUCAUGUGGCUGCAGGGUGGACCAGGAGGAUCCGGGAGUGGCUUUGGGAACUUUGAGGAGAUUGGCCCUUUGAACAGGAACCAGGAGCCCAGGAAGACGAGCUGGGUGCAGGCAGCGAGCGUAUUGUUUGUAGACAAUCCCGUGGGCACUGGCUUCAGCUACACUGAGCGGCCUGAUGGCUACGCCACCGAUGUGGCCACGGUGGCCUCAGACAUGCUGGUGCUGCUCAAACACUUCUUCGGCGAGAGGGCCGAGUUCCAGGGCAUCCCCUUUUUCAUCUUCUCUGAGUCAUACGGAGGGAAGAUGGCGGCUGCUAUCGCACUGGAACUCACCAAGGCCAUAGCACAAGGCACAGUGAAAUGCAACUUUGCUGGUGUGGCACUUGGAGACUCGUGGAUUUCCCCACUGGACUCUGUCAUGACGUGGGGACCGUACCUCUACUCCACCUCGCUGCUGGAUGAUUACGGCCUGGCGGAAGUCAAUGGCGCAGCGGGCGAUGUGAAGCGGGCCGUGGAGCAGCAGCAGUUUGAGAAGGCCACUGAGCUGUGGUCUGUGGCCGAAACUGUGGUGGAGCAGAACACCAACGGCGUCAACUUCUACAACAUCCUCACCCUGGAGCCGGAGGAGAAACUCGGCUCCUCCGCAGGAGAGAACUACAUUGCUCUGCAGACACGUCGCCACAUUCGUCCCCUCCACAGCCAAUCGCUGAGCGCGCUGAUGAAUGGACCAAUCAGGAAGAAACUGGGCAUCAUUCCCCACAAUGUCACCUGGGGAGGCCAGGCGGAGCAUGUGUUCAGCAACAUGGCAGGAGACUUCAUGAGGCCAGUGGUGGACGUGGUCAACCAGCUGCUGACCACCGGAGUCAACGUGACGGUCUACAAUGGACAGCUGGACCUCAUCGUGGACACCAUGGGUCAGGAGCAGUGGGUGAAGCAGCUGGGGUGGGAGGGGCUGGCUGGAUUUAACAAGCUGAGGUGGUGCGCCCUGGAUGACCCCAUCACCCCGGGCUUCACCGGAGCUUUCUACAAGACCUAUAAGAACUUUGCCUUCUAUUGGAUCCUCAGAGCUGGUCACAUGAUUCCCUCGGACCAGGGACCUAUGGCCUUACAGAUGAUGAAGAUGAUCACUCAGCAGGCCUGAUCCAUCCACUCUGAUGCCAGCUGGAAUGGCUCUGACAAUCACUUUUUUUCUUUUCUUUUUUUUCCAAUAUAAAUCACUUUCUGCUAAACCAAAUCAAAACUCUUACUCCUCCUUGCUUACAACAAAGACCUGUGUAGAUUCUGUUUGUAACACCAAUAAAACCUUCUUUUUUUUUUUGUAUA
Molecule: messenger RNA, 1603 nt
Organism: Scophthalmus maximus (turbot)
Lineage: Eukaryota; Metazoa; Chordata; Actinopteri; Pleuronectiformes; Scophthalmidae
Gene: scpep1
Product: serine carboxypeptidase 1
Exons: 13
Coding region: 96-1421 (441 amino acids)
Biological process (GO): proteolysis
Molecular function (GO): serine-type carboxypeptidase activity
Source: RefSeq, a predicted model, not a curated record